Salvia miltiorrhiza (redroot sage) is the source of this 537-nucleotide messenger RNA. RefSeq names its product 40S ribosomal protein S4-like. NCBI's taxonomy places the organism in Eukaryota, Viridiplantae, Streptophyta, Magnoliopsida, Lamiales, Lamiaceae. Gene Ontology annotation, molecular function: structural constituent of ribosome; RNA binding. Bases 1 to 537 code for a protein of 178 amino acids. The transcript has 2 exons. Gene Ontology annotation, cellular component: cytosolic small ribosomal subunit; ribosome. The record is from RefSeq and is a predicted model, not a curated record. Gene Ontology annotation, biological process: translation.
AUGGACUACCAAGGAUGGAGCGCCGCCGCCGCCGCUCACCUCCCCUUCAUCCCUCUCUCGCAUUUUCGGCAGCGGACGACCAAGGAGGAGCCGGCGCUGCAAAUCUGCUCCGAUUGCGCCUCGCAUUUGUGUGAGAGUAGUGAGAGAAGUGGCAUUCCUUACAUCAACACUUUUGAUGGAAUGACCAUUCGCUACCCAGACCCUCUUAUCAAGGCUAAUGACACUAUCAAGCUAGAUCUUGAUAGCAACAAAAUUGUUGAUUUCAUCAAAUACGAUGUGGGCAAUGUUGUCAUGGUGAUUGGUGGUAGGAACAGGGGACGUGUUGGUGUGAUCAAGAACCGUGAGAAACAUAAGGGAAGCUUCGAGACUCUUCACAUUGAGGAUGCUUCUGGCCAUGAGUUUGCCACCAGAUCGGGGAAUGUGUUUACAAUUGGUAAGGGUACUAAGCCCUGGAUAUCUCUUCCAAAGGGCAAAGGCAUUAAGUUGACCAUCAUUGAGGAGGCGAGGAAGAGGAUCCAGCUCAGUCUGUUGCUAUAG